AUGUCCCGAUCCAUCCGGGGCACAGGAAUUUUCACGCGGUGCGUGAAGGCAGCCCUGAGCCCCCUGUGUCGGGCGGGGUUGAAGGUCCUGCCAUAUCUCGACGACUGGCUCGUCUGCGCGCCGUCGUGUCGCAAAGUGGGUCUGGCCACGGCCAGGGUCCUUGCCCACGUCGAGGCGCUGGGGAUGACGGUGAACCUGCAGAAGAGUUCUCUGGUUCCGACUCAGCGGGUGGAUUUUAUCGGCAUUGCCAUAGAUUCUGUGGCCAUGCGGGCGAGGCUGACCGAGCAGAGGAGGGUCCGGAUUCGGUCCUUGCUCCGGGCCUUUCGCCUUGGGGCGGCACCCCCGGUCCAGGUGUGGCUGCGACUGUUGGGGAUGCUGGUCUCGGCUUCUGCACUGGUGCCUCUCGGGCUGCUCCACCUUCGGCCCUUGCAGAGGUGGUUCAACGGCUUCCGCCUGGAUCCCCGGCGACACCGACGGGUCGAGCUGGAGGUCACGAGCAGCUGUGUGGCUCUUUUGCGUCGUUGGGACGAUGUCGCCUACCUGAGUCUCGGCGUCCCGCUUGGCGCGGUUCCCGCCAGACGGGAGGUGGUCACGACGGAUGCGUCACCCCGGGGGUGGGGGGCGCAUUGGCAGUGCAGGUCGGUCCAGGGGUUGUGGAGCCCCCGUCAGGCACGGCUUCACAUCAAUGUCCUGGAGUUGAAGACCGUCUACUUGGCGCUGAGGCGCUUCUUGCCCUUUCUGCGGGGCAAGCACGUGCUCAUCCGGAUGGACAGCACCUCGGCGGGCGCUGCACCUUCCGGGGUGGAGGAACUUGGUGGCGGAUUGCCUGUCCCGGCGGGGUCUUCCCCCGGGGGAAUGGAGGUUGCACCCUCAGGUGGUGCAGAGGGUGUGGCAUCAGUUCGGAGAGGCCCAGGUGGAUCUGUUCGCCUCGAGGAGCAGCACACAUUGCCCUCUGUGGUUCUCCCUGGCAGAGGCCGACGCCCCUCUGGGGAUGGACGCCCUCGCCAAUGCCUGGCCGUUGGUUCGGCUGUACGCUUUCCCGCCGUCUCCGUUGAUCUUACCAACCCUCCAUCGGGUGAGGGACUCGUCACACGAGGUCCUUCUGGUGGCGCCAGACUGGCCCAUGAGGCUCUGGUUUCCAUUGCUUCUCAGUCUGCUGAAUGGAGAGCCAUGGCGGUUGCCGGCGAGACGGGACCUCCUGUCUCAGAUGGAGGGGAGGAUUUGGCAUCCGUCCCCAGAUCAUCUUCGGCUCACGGUGUGGCCAUUGAAAGGGGCAGGCAGCCCCCAGUCGGCUUAGAGCCCUCCAUCCAGCAGGUGCUGGAUAGUGCCAGGGCUCCGUCUACAAGGGCCACGUACGCUCGCUGUUGGCAGCGGUUCGCUACCUGGUGUUCUGGCAGGGACGUGGACCCUGGUUCUUGUUCCCUGCAUGAGGUUCUGCGGUACCUCCGGCACCUGUUCGACAAGGGCCGGGCCGCCUCGACCCUUAAGGUACACCUGGCGGCUAUUUCGGCCAACCACCUCUUGGUGGAUGGCAGGAGCAUUGGGGCUCACUGUUUGGUGACCCAGUUUCUGCGGGGCGUGAGAAGGUUGCGUCCUGCCUUGUGCAGGCCGGCACCUGCUUGGGACCUUCCCCUGGUCCUCCGGGCCAUGUGUGGGCCACCCUUUGAGCCAAUGACUACCGCCCCGUUGGCAGUGGUGUCUGUGAAAACCGCCUUUCUCUUGGCAGUGACGUCGGCUAAACGGGUCAGUGAGCUGCACGCACUGGACAUCAGCCCCGCCUGCCUGCGGUGGAAGGCAGAUGGGUCGGGGGUGACGCUGUGGCCCAACGUCGCCUUUCUUCCCAAGGUUCUGCCCGCGGGCUACGUGAAUGCCGCAAUCGAGCUGGGGGCGUAUUUCCCUCCCCCAUUUCUUUCGGAGGAACAACGGCGGGCGAAUUUGCUGUGCCCGGUCCGGGCACUGCAGCUCUAUAUUGUGGCCACAAACACUGUCCGGCAGUCGAACCAGCUGUUUGUCUGUCACGGAGGAGUGAACAGGGGUCGGGCCCUCUCGAAGCAGAGGCUGUCGCAUUGGGUCGUGGACGCCAUUGCGAUGGCUUACGCGGCAGUGGGUGCCGUGGCUCCCCCUGGGAUCGUGUGCCAUUCCACCAGGAGCGUUGCUACAUCCUGGGCGGCGAUGAGAGGUGUGCCACUGGCGGACGUCUGUGCUGCGGCGUCCUGGGCAACUCCGUGCACGUUUGCACGCUUCUACCGCCUCAACGUUGGCCACGGGUCCGCGCUCGCUGCGGCGGUGCUGCCUCUGGCGGCUACCUCCUGAGUGACGGGAUUCCUGAAGAUGUUCAGAUGGUGGUAAUUAAAGAAGAAGUUUCUGAAGAAUGGCCAUCUGAUGUGGACCAGCAGGACCCAGAUGCUCUCGACCAAAAGGAAGAAGGGGAGGAUAGGUGGACCAUUCUGGAAGGAGAGCACCUUAGUGUGAAGGAGGAGACUGAUGAAACCGGGAUUUCAUUCACUGCAGUUUCUUUGAAGAAUGAGGAAGACGAAGAGAAACCUCUGUUGUC
Molecule: messenger RNA, 2554 nt
Organism: Nothobranchius furzeri (turquoise killifish)
Lineage: Eukaryota; Metazoa; Chordata; Actinopteri; Cyprinodontiformes; Nothobranchiidae
Product: gastrula zinc finger protein XlCGF57.1
Biological process (GO): regulation of transcription by RNA polymerase II
Cellular component (GO): nucleus
Molecular function (GO): RNA polymerase II cis-regulatory region sequence-specific DNA binding; DNA-binding transcription factor activity, RNA polymerase II-specific
Source: RefSeq, a predicted model, not a curated record